Filobasidium floriforme is the source of this 2279-nucleotide messenger RNA. Its product is annotated as putative Adenosylmethionine decarboxylase. The record is from RefSeq and is a predicted model, not a curated record. Gene Ontology annotation, biological process: spermidine biosynthetic process; spermine biosynthetic process. Gene Ontology annotation, molecular function: adenosylmethionine decarboxylase activity. Bases 300 to 1943 code for a protein of 547 amino acids. Gene Ontology annotation, cellular component: cytosol. The transcript has 3 exons. Lineage: Eukaryota; Fungi; Basidiomycota; Tremellomycetes; Filobasidiales; Filobasidiaceae.
CUAGCUCUUGCCAUACCAUCUCAUCCAUACCCCGUCAUCGUCACCCCCAUCAUUCAGUCAUGUCCUGGGCUUGAAGAGAUAGAUAGAAAGAGAGGCGUUAUACAGCGAGAUCUCCGUUCCACAUACAAAUAGAGGAAAAACGCGCCUGUUCAACCUCGGAGCGUCGUUGAGCUCGUCCGACCACAACCUCUUGCUGCGGCCGAAUCAUCUUUCGCACAUCACGCAGCGUAUUUCCUCACAACUGCCUCGAUCUGUGAGAACUAUCGACAACCAAAUAGAUUGACGACCAAAACAUCACCAUGACCGACCUCAGCGCUUUCGAAGAGCAACAUCAACCCCCCGUCUCGGCACCUACGACCACCUCGGCCGUGCUCGCCGAUUCCUCUCCAGGCCCUUUCGAAGGCCCCGAAAAGCUGCUCGAGAUCUGGUUCGCCCCUGCUCCCAACCAACUCCCCCAAGUCACCCACAACCUGGGCAAUGGACUGGACUAUCGACCCAAGAAGAAGCAGGAGGAUGGCAAGGAGCGCGAUUGGCAAGGCUUGAGAAAGGUCAAGAGGGAGGUCUGGGAGGAUAUGCUCAAGGUCGUCAAGUGCCAGGUGUUGAGUGUCAUCGAGGGGGAGGAACUGGACGCCUAUUUGUUGAGCGAAUCAUCCCUCUUCAUCGCCCCUCACCUCGUCAUCCUCAAAACCUGCGGAACCACCAUCAACCUUCUAGGUCUCACCCGGAUCAUCGAGAUCGCCAGGGAAUACUGCGGGUUCGAACACGUUCACCGGUGCUUUUACUCGAGAAAGUCGUUCUUCUUCCCCGAACGACAGGUCGGACCGCAUGUCGGGUGGAAGGAGGAGGUGGAUUUCUUGGACGGGGUGUUCAACCACCAAGGAAACGCCUACACGGUCGGGCCGAUGAACGGGGAUCACUGGCUGUUGUACCUGAUCAACCCACCAUCGGGCACCACGUCGGACGAGGAGGUCAAGGACGUCAAACGUGGAAUCACGAACGGGUCGUCCUCUUCGACCUCUGCCGGCGUACAGGCGAAUGGGCACGCACACGGACAUGGGUCACGGCAGGACGGUUCCCGCGGCGAUCUGGAGAUCAACAUUCAGCGACCUUCGCACGAGCAUCAGGACCAGACGCUCGAGAUCCUCAUGACCCACCUCUCGCCCGACGCCAGGGCUCCCUUCUUCCACCCUCCUGAGCUCGACAUGAAUUACGGGAACGCAACCUCGUCCGGUUCAUCCUCCUCAGCGGACCCAGCUACCUCCUCGUCGCCCUCGGCCCGAUCGGGACAUUACCUCGGAUCCUUGAUCACCCAGCAUUUGGGAAUUGACAAGCUUUUCGACAAGGACGAGAGCAUCAUCGAUUCCUUCGGGUUCGAGCCUUGUGGCUACAGCGCCAACGGGAUCAUCGGGAGCGGGAGCGGGUACCCGAGUUCAGAGGGAGACGACCGCGAGGGUGGAGGUUACUGGACCAUCCACGUGACCCCGGAGGAAGGGUGGAGUUUCGCCAGCUUCGAAUGCAACGUACCGCUCCCUCUCAAGAACGAAGGGUUCGCUGCCAACGGCAAGCGUUCCCACCGACCCGAUCUGAAGACGCUCAUUCGACGCGUCGUCGACAUCUUCGAGCCGGGCAGACUGAGCAUCACCCUCUUCCUCUCCGCCGAGUCUGAAAACGCACUAUUGAACUCUGCCUCGGGCGCCUAUUCCAACCCGAGCGAAUCGUCCUCCCUGGCAGACUCGGGGAUCCUGGCCGACUCGGGCGUGCUCGAACCGGCUCAUGAGACCGAGGCGACCCGACGAGCCUGGACGGCGUUUUCCAAGAGCUUGUUGGGGGACGCGUACGUGAGGAAGGACAGGAUCGGGUACGAAUUCGAGGACUAUGAUCUCGUCUUUGGAUGUUUCGAAAAGAGAGGGUUCAAGCGCGCGCUUCGACCGCACAUCUCAUGACGCGGUGCGCGUUGAAAGGUACUCGAGCGGCGCUGUUCCAUCCCGCUCAUCAGAAGAACGGUGGGCACAAGUAAGGUGGCGACACUCGCUCUGAUUGCGCGGGAAAAAGGACGUUACAUACACAACACUCUUUACGUCUCGUUCUCAUCACGUUCUUUGCGCUUGUUAUAUAUAUGGGCGAGGGAUUUACUUUUCCCUUUAGAGCCUUGUACGGGUUUAUUGUUCUUUUGUAGCUUAUUACCAUUGUUGCUGGCAUUGUCUCUGCGCUGGACUCCGCAGUUGGCAGAUAUGGAUGGGUAGAAGCGAGCGACCCUACCUAGUCCCAGCUUGUCUAUG